AUGGAGCUCAGAGUCGACGAGGUCCUCGACUGGCUGCCUCCCGCCGACGACGAGUCGCUAGCCUUCCUUGACGACGUGCUGCCGUUGGCCAAGCCACAGACGAAGCCCAAGCGCGUGCGUGUGAACCGGAUGGCGGCAGAGCUGCUCGAGCUCCGGGCGGCCGAAAGCCACCUUGAGGACGAGGUUGCGCGGUUGCGCGCCCGCCGCAGCUGCAAGGCUUCGUCCAAGUGGCACAACCUUUCAAUUGCGCAGAACGCGCUGAAGCGCAAGGCGCUGCGCGAGAACGACGAGCUGCGCGCGGCGCUGACCGAGCAGUCGGCCUUCCGCGACUACCUCGAGCGCGCAUUUCGGAGGCUGCCGUGGUCGCUGCACAAGCAACUGCAAGACACCAAGUGGCGCGACUUGACGCUGGACGCCAACGCCGACGAGCGCAUCGCAGCCAUCCACGCCAUUGCCGACCGCCAGUACGCGCUUCUCGCGUCCGAGAUGAUCGCCGCCGGCCUUGGUCGCGUAGUCUCCGAGGGCAUUCGCUCGCGCACGAUCCAAGGCGCCGUGGCUACGAUUGCGGCCGCCGCGCACCAGACGAUUCUCGACCGGCGGCGUCUCACCGCCACCCACGGCAAGCGCACCACCUUCCACGUCGACGACGACACAACGUACAUUCGCGACGAGCUCGUGCAUCCAAAUGGCGUUAUCAAGGUCGUCUCGGGCAUGAUCACCAAGCGCUACAUCCAUCCAACGUCGGGCGCCGUUGCCAUCAUCUGGCGCAGCGUCCUGCACGACGAAGCCGGACCGAUCGAGCCCGGCGUCUUUACCAACAACGAGCACGGCUGGGUCGAGUACUCGCCGUGCAGCGACGGUGUGACGCGGUACAAGGCCUACUUGCGCGCAACGAGUCCGACGCCCGUGGACGAGCUCGACACGCUGAGUAACCUCGUCGACAUGCUGCGCAUUGACCCCGCGCAUCGGUCGACGGAUGUGACGAUCGACGGCAUCACCGAGACCAUUUCCAAGACGUUUGUGAGCCUCUUUACUCAAUUCGAGCAAGAGGUGCACGCCAAGUGCGCUGCCUAGGAGCUUCAUUGCAUGCGUAGCUGACGUUCCUUCUCACUUCAAUACUGCUCGUAUGCAAUAUGUCUUCGAGAAAAGAUGC
Messenger RNA from Saprolegnia parasitica CBS 223.65, 1153 nucleotides. RefSeq lists its product as hypothetical. The transcript has 4 exons. The record is from RefSeq and is a predicted model, not a curated record. Bases 1 to 1074 code for a protein of 357 amino acids. NCBI's taxonomy places the organism in Eukaryota, Oomycota, Saprolegniomycetes, Saprolegniales, Saprolegniaceae.